AUGUUCUCCUCAACGACAGUUAGUCUUUUACUUGUGGCGAUGAUUUUUGUAUCGCAUACGCAUAGCAAUCCCGUAUCGGACGAUGAAUGUCAAGCUCAGUUUUACCCCAACGAUGAGUGUCGAGGAUCGAUAGCAGCACCUAUACAAUGCGUAUCAAAAAAACUCAACUUGGCUGAUACAGAGAUUUCAUCAUGUACAUCUGUCGGCUUAUUCUGGUCUUAUCCAACUAACAAUUUCACAUUAAUAAUUGAAACACCAUUCACAAAAGCGCAACAAGCAUACAAACUUGAAAUCGACAAUGAACUAUUGAGAGCAUCCGUUUUCCAUUUUUAUCGAAUUGUCGAUGGUCAAGAAACAGAAAUCACUACUGAUGAUAAGAAACUUAUUCAAAAUUCAGAUGAAAAUUUUCAAACUGUUUAUAGUCGACGAAGUGAUAUUGAUUUUAAUGCUUAUAACAAAGGCAACUUUAUCGAUGGUAUAGAAGGUGGGAUGUGUGGUACAAUUAUCGAUUUGGGUUCCAGUGCAGAUCUUCAACGGGGAAAUGCUUUUCAACCGAUGAAAGAAUCCGAUGAGUUAUUUCAACAAGGCAAAUCAGGGGCAACGGUAGCUGUUAAACUUGGUCAUGAUUAUGCUCUACGAAUAAUAGAUCGUUUUACACCGACUUUUGAGCUGAUUGUCAAAAUGCUAGUUAUUGCCUUUGAACCGAAGAUAUCACUUACGAUCCGAUGGGAAGUUCUGCCAUUAAAGAAAAUCAUUUAUCCAUCACGAUUCCUUUUUCAUCAAUAA
This is a messenger RNA of Adineta ricciae, 786 nucleotides long. The record is from the annotation of a GenBank genome assembly. NCBI's taxonomy places the organism in Eukaryota, Metazoa, Rotifera, Eurotatoria, Adinetida, Adinetidae.